This is a messenger RNA of Kwoniella mangroviensis CBS 8507, 315 nucleotides long. RefSeq lists its product as uncharacterized. NCBI's taxonomy places the organism in Eukaryota, Fungi, Basidiomycota, Tremellomycetes, Tremellales, Cryptococcaceae. The record is from RefSeq and is a predicted model, not a curated record. The transcript has 5 exons. The coding region runs from base 1 to 315 and encodes 104 amino acids.
AUGCGUCCAACUGUCAGACCAAGAAUACGACCGAUAGUACUGAUCACAGGAGCCGACAGAGGCUUGGGAUUGGGUCUGGCUCAUGAGUACUCUAGAAGAGAAUGGAAGGUUGUAAAUGCCGUCAGGGAUCCUUCGACCAUCCCAACCCUAGAAGGUGUAUGUGUAAUCAAAAUCGACGCCGCUGAAGUGGAGGAUGCGAAGAAUGCUGUGAACAAUCUAACAGAGAAGUAUGGUAUCGAUCAUAUUGAUGUAGUGAGGAUAGCGAAUUCAGCUGUCGGGAUCCAGUCUGAGCCUAUCCUCGACAUCACCCCAUAG